GGCGGCUGCACUAUCGAGUUUCCCAUUCGAUCGCUCCUUUCUGUUUUACACCCAUAAAAUCCAAAAGGUAGCAAGCCCAUCCCAAAGCAUCUUCAUCUAUCUCUUAUCUCGUAAACCGUAGCACACCACCACCAUCAUCAUGAUGCACCAAGACAACUACAACCAUCUCCCUUACGAACGAUUGGCAUGGCAGUCUCCGAACAGCACCAUGGCCAUGCCAGUCAGCAGUAAGGCGAGCGACCGUACCGCUGACACCGGAGGCUGGUCCAUGACAGGCAUCGCCUAUCCCGGCAAGCACGAUGUGAUGUUGGGCAGGGGAGGAGAAUCCAAUUAUCAUGCUGGCAACCUGACCUUUCGAAGCUUUAUCCAAGAGCACAAGAUUCGAUACCAAAAGGCCCGCAAGCAAGAGAAACCCAUCAUUGCCCUGGAGGUUGUCUUGGCGUGGCGUGAACUCAGCCCCCCUGGACGUUUCCUUGCCAGGGUCGACCCCAGCCGAGCAGACAGUCUUUGGGAGGAUGUCGGCGACGAACAGGCUUGCAAGAGAGCUGGAAGAACUCUUGGAGAAAAGUCUAGUAACAAGACUUCACCCAAACGAAAACAUUCCAGCAAAAGCAGCGACGCUGAGCAAACAAAGGACAAAGGUGUUGCCAGCAUCGAGCCCGUCCCGAGUCGACCCAAGACCCCUCAGGAAGGACAGUCGGUCAACAUCUUAUCGAGCAAUUCGGUGGAAGAGGAAGGACGACCCAACAAGAAACGCAAGCUUCGGGCUCCAUCUCCGGAUACCACAGCGAGCGGGGCAUCAAUGUACAGCGACAAGUCCUCCCCCAUUGUCACCCCCGAUAACACGGUCACUCUGGUGGAAGAAAGCAGGGCGAUGGCGUUCCUAGAUACGCCGAUGUACACUGCCAAGCCACGCUCCCAGCAGUUGAUGGACGACCUUCCGACUGCAGAGUUUUUGACUCAGACUGUCGUGUUUGAUUGAUUCAACCUACCUACCUACCUACCUACCCACCUACCUGGUGGCUGAUCAAUCUAUUUGUUGCUGCAUCUACUGUUUCCCCCAUUGCUAGACUCUUCUGCCGGCGUCUCCUCUCGCUGCUGCAGACAACCCUCCUACAUAGACCAAACGACGCAUGCUCCCUUUCGAAACAAAUCUCCGGUGGUUCAUAUCCCUGGAGUAUGUACAUACAGUACUUGGAGCAUGCUUGCAUACAUAUUACCUCCCUGUCUUCCUGCUUCUUGACAACCUUGCGGCUGACCUCCUUUGGAUUUUGGAACAUCGUCAGGUAACGUCACUACUAGUAGGAAUUACAUGCUUUUACCAAGACGUAC
Messenger RNA from Seminavis robusta, 1332 nucleotides. Lineage: Eukaryota; Bacillariophyta; Bacillariophyceae; Naviculales; Naviculaceae. The record is from the annotation of a GenBank genome assembly.